This is a messenger RNA of Clupea harengus (Atlantic herring), 759 nucleotides long. It is a transcript of the gene prkcz, whose product is annotated as protein kinase C zeta type-like. The coding region runs from base 151 to 690 and encodes 179 amino acids. Gene Ontology annotation, biological process: protein phosphorylation. The transcript is spliced from 7 exons. Gene Ontology annotation, molecular function: protein serine/threonine kinase activity; protein binding; ATP binding. The record is from RefSeq and is a predicted model, not a curated record. Lineage: Eukaryota; Metazoa; Chordata; Actinopteri; Clupeiformes; Clupeidae.
CUCCCUCCCUCCCUCUCUCAGAAAGCGUACUGCGGCCACUGCAGUGAAAGGAUAUGGGGCCUCGGGAGGCAGGGCUACAAGUGUAUCAACUGCAAACUGCUGGUUCAUAAGCGUUGUCACAAACUCGUCCCUCUGACCUGUCAAAGGCAUAUGGAUCCAGUCAUGCCCUCCAAGGACCCCGUGGCUGACGAGCGGAGCGAAGAAAUAGGGCGCCCCCCAGAGGACUCUGAGGACGCUGACGGAAUGUUUUUGCCACACAACCGGAAAGUGGACCAGACUGAGGACGACUCUGAGGAGCUGAAGGCUGUGGUGGACGGUAUUGACGGUGUGAAGAUCUCAGAGGGUCUGGGUCUGGGAGACUUCGACAUGAUCCGGGUGAUCGGGCGCGGGUCCUACGCCAAAGUGCUGCUGGUACGCCUCAAGAAGAACGACCAGAUCUACGCUAUGAAGGUGGUCAAGAAGGAGCUGGUCCACGAUGACGAGAAAAAGCGCAGAGACAAGGACAUAGACUGGGUUCAGACAGAGAAGCACGUGUUUAAGCAGGCCUCCACUAACCCCUUCCUGGUUGGGCUCCACUCUUGUUUUCAGACCGAGAGCCGGUUAUUCUUGGUGAUUGAGUAUGUUAAUGGCGGAGACCUCAUGUUCCAUAUGCAGAGACAGAGGAAACUUCCAGAAGAACAUGCAAGGUAAACAUACACACACACACACAUUGUCAUUUUCUCAUGGUCACACACCUUUUUCCAGGUAUCCUGAAAAAAC